Messenger RNA from Cloeon dipterum, 2737 nucleotides. RefSeq names its product cullin 5 (gene Cul5). Gene Ontology annotation, biological process: protein ubiquitination; SCF-dependent proteasomal ubiquitin-dependent protein catabolic process. Bases 123 to 2492 code for a protein of 789 amino acids. The transcript is spliced from 14 exons. Gene Ontology annotation, molecular function: ubiquitin protein ligase binding; protein-macromolecule adaptor activity. NCBI's taxonomy places the organism in Eukaryota, Metazoa, Arthropoda, Insecta, Ephemeroptera, Baetidae. The record is from RefSeq and is a predicted model, not a curated record. Gene Ontology annotation, cellular component: SCF ubiquitin ligase complex; Cul5-RING ubiquitin ligase complex.
CAUAAAAACGGGCGUAGGUGGAGUUCUGGUGAAAGCCUUCUGAUGACCACUGUGUCAAUGGCGCCCAUGCCUUGAUAGCCCCGUGUAGUUUUCUCUGUUGUGUCCGCGUUUUAUUCCAUGUAAUGAUGACCAUGGCUCAAGCGCCCACCUUAAUGCGGAAGAAUGAUCAACCAACUUACGAAGAGAAAUGGCCGGAAAUGCGUCCGACAAUUCUAAAAUUACUGAACCAAGAGAGUGUCUCGCAACCGGAAUACCACGACCUCUUCUACAAUGUUUACGCUGUGUGUCAAUGGGAUGAUAAGGGCACGAUCAAAAUCAAGGAUGCACUUCAAGAAGAUAUUAUUGAAUUCAUCAAGAAGGCACAACUGCGUGUUUUGACCCACAAAGAGGAUGAGGCACUGUUGAAAGCUUACAUUGUUGAAUGGAGGCGUUUUCUCACACAGAGCAACUAUCUGCCGGCCCCAUUUAAACACCUGGAAGCCGCCCUGUUGAAGCAGCCGACAAACGGAAAAAAGCCCCCCCAUGACGAACACAUCAUUAGAAAACUCAUGCUGGAUUCGUGGAACUUGAGCAUAUUCAACAAUAUAAAACAGAGACUGCAGGAUUCGGCCAUGAAGUUGGUUCAGUCUGAGCGCAAUGGAGAGGCUUUCGACUCGCAGCUUGUCAUCGGCGUCCGAGAAUCUUAUGUGAACCUGUGCUCCAACUUUGAAGACAAACUGCAGAUCUACAGAGAAAACUUUGAAAAAGCGUACCUUGAAUCAACCGAGACAUUUUACAAGGUGAUGUGUGCGCAAUACCUCAGCAGCAACGGCGUGCAAAAUUACAUGAGGUAUGCCGAGCAGAAGCUGAGAGAGGAGGAAGUCCGAGCUAAUAAGUACCUGGAGUCUGAAGAAUCUGUCCGAUUGUUAGUUGAAUGCUGUGUCAAGACAAUGGUCACCACCUACAAGACUACGAUUUUGGCUGAGUGCCCAAAAAUGCUGGUCAAGGCCAAUGAAUCAGACUCAAUCGCCGUUCAGUCAGCCAUUGACGAACUCAAGUUGAUGUUCAAAUUAAUGGAUCGUGUACCCGACGAAGUUUCACCCAUGCUUCACGAUUUGGAUCAUCACAUUGUGUCCUCUGGCCUGGCCGACAUGUUCGCUUCAGCUGAACAAGUGACUCAAGACUCGGAAAAGUACGUGGAGCACCUCUUGGACCUGUUCACACGGUUCAGCACGUUGGUCACUGAUGCAUUUGGAGACGAUCCCCGAUUCCUGACAGUCCGAGACAAGGCGUUCAAGCACGUUGUAAACGAUACACAAGUGUUCCGGCUAGAGUUGCCUACCAAGCAGAGUGGUGUCAUCAAAACACAACCAGAGUCAAAGUGCCCAGAGCUACUGGCCAACUACUGCGACAUGCUGUUGAGACGGACUCCAUUGAGCAAGCGACUGACUUCAGAUGAAAUCGAGGCGAAAUUGAGAGAUGUGCUGCUGGUGCUGAAGUACAUUCAAAAUAAAGACGUGUUUAUGCGGUACCACAAGGCCCACUUAACUCGCAGACUAAUUUUGGACACCUCUGCAGACUCAGACAAAGAGGAGAGCAUGGUCGAAUGGCUGCGAGAAGUUGGCAUGCCAGCCGAUUUUGUGAACAAAUUGGCAAGAAUGUUCCAAGACAUAAAGGUUAGCGAGGACUUGAACGCACAUUUUAAAGACGAAUACCGUACAACAAGAGGUAGCUUUGCAGACUCGAUUAGCAUUAAGAUUUUGAACGCUGGUGCGUGGGCCAGAGGCAGUGAAAGGGUGGCGGUGUCGUUGCCUCUCGAACUGGAAGACUACAUUCCUGAAGUUGAAGAAUUCUACAAGAAAAAGCACAGUGGGAGAAAGCUGCAGUGGUAUCACCACAUGUCGAAUGGAACGAUAACAUUUGCGAACGACGCUGGCUGUUUCGAUCUGGAUGUUACUACGUUCCAAAUGGCUGUUCUCUUUGCAUGGAACCAAAGACCUCACGACCGCAUAACCUAUGAGAACUUGAGACUAGCCACAGAACUGCCUGACCCUGAAUUGAAACGAACACUUUGGUCUCUCGUCGCAUUCCCUAAGCUGAAGAAACAAGUUCUGCAGUAUGAGCCAGUAGUCACUUCAGCCAAAGACUUUGAUCUAGGCACCAAUUUCUGGAUCAAUCAAGAGUUCUGCCUUGUUAAGAGCAAUAAAUCGCAGAAGCGGGGCAAAAUCAACUUGAUAGGACGGCUGCAGCUGUCGACUGAACGCAGUCGGGAGGAAGACAACGAAGGCAUUGUCCAGCUCAGGAUAUUACGUGUUCAGGAGGCCAUAAUUAAGAUUUUGAAGAUGAGAAAGAAGAUCACGAAUGCUCAGCUGCAAACAGAACUGAUAGACAUAUUGAAGAACAUGUUCUUGCCCACAAAGAAGAUGAUAAAGGAGCAAGUUGAAUGGCUGAUUGAGCAUAAGUAUCUCAGGAGGGAUGACAAUGACCUCAACGUUUUCUAUUAUAUUUCGUAAUUAUUGGAAUGACAUGUGCAUGCCAUCGAUAUUCGUGCUUACUAAAGAUGAUGAUGGAUAUCCUUGGGACAUCUAGGCUCUUGCCGAGCUCCAGCGCAAACUGCAAUUUAUUGCUUGUGAAUUUUUCCAUCUUGAAAGUUUAAAGGUAGCUUGUAUCAAGCAUACCACCAUUGAACUUUAUUUUCCCCUUUUGAUCUUUGUUUGGCGUGGGGUUCAUAAGUAAUAAAUUUUGCCAUCCAAUAAUA